ACACAGCGGAAAGCUGCCGCGCUGCUGACAGCCUUCUGUUUUGACCCCAUACACGCGCACCAGCCACCGCGUUCUGUGCGCGGAUAUCAGCGGGAUUGGUCCUUUUUCAGUGUCCGGCAACAAGCGCGCAAAGACGGGUGGAAUUGAUUUCAAACCGUUAUAAUUGACAACGCAAGCUUUCUUGUUUUAUCAGCGUGAACUUGUCUUUAGGUUAGAAUUGAAUCUUGGAAUGUAAAUUGCUCCAUCGGUCUGUUCAAAAUGGGAUAUUAACCUAUGCAGAUUGGAAUGUAUGGGUUUUCUGCGGUUGAGUUGUGACCAAGGCGGCUUCCAGGAAUAACUUGGAACUGUUGAUUACUUAUCACCCAAAUCUUACCCGUAAUGAGGAUGGGACGCCGUAAGAUUCAUAGUUCGGACGUAGGCUGUUUCACUCUGUCAACAUGAUUUACUUGCGGAGAUGAAUGUGAAGUUUGACUGCAGAACUAUGGAGAAACGGAAGCAACUCUUAACCGGUCUAGUAUUCAUGGCGACCAUCUGCCUGAGUUCACAGCAAGUCCUAAGAAUUGGCGGCAUCUUUGAGACACGGGAGCGUGAGUUGGUGAGUGUCGAGGAGAUGGCCUUCAAGUUUGCGGUGACCAACAUCAACAGGAACCGGACGCUGAUGCCCAACACCACGCUGACCUACGACAUCCAGAGGAUCAACCUGUACGACAGCUUCGAGGCCACCAGAAGAGUGUGUGACCAGCUGGCGCUGGGCGUGGCGGCGGUGUUUGGCCCCUCCCACAGCUCCUCGGUCAGCGCCGUCCAGUCCAUCUGCAACGCCCUGGAGGUGCCCCACAUCCAGACCCGCUGGAAACACCCCUCGGUGGACAACAAGGACACCUUCUACAUCAACCUGUACCCAGAGUACACGGCCAUCUCCAAGGCCAUCCUGGACAUCGUCACCUUCUUCAAGUGGAAGAAGCUCACCGUGGUCUACGAGGACAGCACAGGGCUGAUGCGGAUGCAGGAGCUGAUCAAGGCUCCGUCCAAGCUCAACCUGAAGAUCCGGAUCCGCCAGCUGACCCCCGGGGACAGCGACGCCCGGCCCCUCCUCAAGGAGCUGAAGAAAGACAAGGAGUUCUUCGUUCUGUUCGACUGUUCCUAUCGCAUGGCAGCGGAGCUGCUCAAACAGCUUUCGUCGAUGGGGAUGAUGACUGAAUACUACCAUUACUUUUUCACUACUCUGGACCUGUUUGCGCUGGACCUGGAGCCGUACCGCUACAGCGGGGUCAACAUGACCGGCUUCAGGCUGCUGAACCUGGACGACCCGUACGUGGCCAGCACCAUGGAGCGGUGGGCCACGGAGAGGCAUCAGGCCCUGCCCAAGCAGGAGAGCGGCCUCAUGGACGGAGUCAUGACGACGGAGGCGGCCCUGAUGUACGACGCCGUGUUCAUGGUCGCCGUGGCGUCCCAGCGGGCCACCCAGAUGACGGUCAGCUCGCUGCAGUGCCACCGACACAAACCCUGGCGCUUCGGGCCACGCUUCAUGAACCUCUUCAAAGAGGCACAGUGGGACGGUCUGACAGGACAUAUAGUCCUUAACAAGACGGACGGACUGCGGAGGGACUUUGACCUAGACAUCAUCAGCCUGAAGGAGGACGGCACCACCAGGGGGAUUGUGGAGGGCUCCAGUCGCCUCAAUAAAAGGUGGAUCAAGAUCGCCGUGUGGAACUCGUACAGGGGUCUGAACCUGACGGAGAACAGCAGAAACAAGGACAACAAUGUGACCGACUCUCUGGCCAACCGCACUCUCGUCGUCACCACCAUACUGGAAAACCCUUAUGUAAUGCAUAAGAAAUCGGACAAGGAGCUUGUUGGCAAUGACCGCUUUGAGGGCUACUGCCUGGACCUGCUGAAGGAGCUGUCCAACAUCCUGGGCUUUACCUAUGAGGUCAAACUGGUGACUGACGGGAAAUAUGGCGCCCAGAAUGACAAGGGAGAGUGGAACGGAAUGGUCCGGGAGCUCAUUGACCACAUAGCCGACCUUGCCGUGGCUCCUCUGACCAUCACCUACGUGAGGGAGAAGUCCAUUGACUUCUCCAAGCCCUUCAUGACCCUGGGGAUCAGCAUCCUGUACCGCAAGCCCAACGGCACCAACCCUGGGGUGUUCUCCUUCCUCAACCCCCUCUCCCCCGACAUCUGGAUGUACGUGCUGCUGGCCUGCACUGGGGUCAGCUGUGUCCUCUUCGUCAUCGCCAGGUUUACUCCGUACGAGUGGUACAACCCUCACCCCUGCAACCCAUCCUCGGAACUCGUGGAGAACAACUUCACUUUGCUCAACAGUUUUUGGUUCGGCGUCGGAGCUCUCAUGCGGCAAGGUUCGGAGCUGAUGCCCAAGGCUCUGUCUACUCGUAUAGUCGGGGGGAUCUGGUGGUUCUUCACCCUCAUCAUCAUCUCCUCCUACACGGCCAACCUGGCGGCCUUCCUCACCGUGGAGCGGAUGGACGCCCCCAUCGACUCGGCCGACGACCUGGCCAAGCAGACCAGGAUCGAGUACGGCUCCGUCAGGGACGGCUCCACCAUGACCUUCUUUAAGAAAUCCAAGAUCUCCACCUAUGAGAAGAUGUGGGCGUUCAUGAGCAGUAGGAAGAACACAGCCCUGGUGAAGAACAACAGGGAGGGCAUCACGCGUGUCCUCACCACGGACUAUGCCAUGCUGAUGGAGUCCACCAGCAUAGAGUACAUCAGCCAGAGGAACUGCAACCUCACCCAGAUAGGAGGCCUCAUAGACUCCAAGGGCUACGGGGUGGGCACCCCCAUAGGUUCCCCCUACCGCGACAAGAUCACCAUCGCCAUCCUGCAGCUGCAGGAAGAAGGGAAGCUCCACAUGAUGAAGGAGAAGUGGUGGAGAGGGAACGGCUGUCCUGAGGAGGACAACAAGGAGGCCAGCGCCCUGGGGGUGGAGAACAUUGGGGGCAUCUUCAUCGUGCUGGCUGCCGGCCUGGUUCUCUCUGUGUUCGUGGCCAUAGGAGAGUUCAUCUACAAGGCCCGCAAGAACUCUGACAUCGAGGAGUGUGCCUCUUUCAGCAGCGUCAUGGAGGAGUUGGGCAUCUCUUUGCGCUGUCACAAAACCAUCAAGAGAAGGUCGCGACCCCGCAGCCGCGCCGGUUUGGCUAGUGGCAUGUGUCAUCCCAAACGCACCCUGAGAAAGGAGACCAUGGCAUAGAGAAGGCCACUGAGGAAGCCCCGUUUACCCUAGUGCUUAUAGAGACACACUGUCUGAGAGGCUGGAUGAAACGCUAGGAUCCCCUCUCGUGUUAUUUAGCGAGCCGCUCUAUUCUGUUUAUUGUCGGUCUCCGUUCUUGUGUGAAUACAUUAAAUAGCCUAUAUCAGCAGUAAAUCUACAAUUAUACGUCGUUUAGUUUAUUGCCUUUGUAGCAACAUCAAUAAUGACGUGAAAUGUGUUUGUAAUAGAGUGGAUGAAUGGAUGGUAACGGAGGAAUUUUCAUGUCGCUUGUCCUAAGAUGGGUAUAUUGUUGCAGUCUCCUGUACUGUGCUCAUUUUUCCAGAAUAAAGCAUUUUACAAUUUU
Osmerus eperlanus (European smelt) is the source of this 3569-nucleotide messenger RNA. RefSeq names its product glutamate receptor, ionotropic, kainate 1a (gene grik1a). Gene Ontology annotation, biological process: monoatomic ion transport; modulation of chemical synaptic transmission; synaptic transmission, glutamatergic. Gene Ontology annotation, molecular function: transmitter-gated monoatomic ion channel activity involved in regulation of postsynaptic membrane potential; kainate selective glutamate receptor activity. Lineage: Eukaryota; Metazoa; Chordata; Actinopteri; Osmeriformes; Osmeridae. Bases 455 to 3205 code for a protein of 916 amino acids. The record is from RefSeq and is a predicted model, not a curated record. Gene Ontology annotation, cellular component: presynaptic membrane; postsynaptic density membrane; plasma membrane. The transcript is spliced from 17 exons.